Oikopleura dioica is the source of this 339-nucleotide messenger RNA. Lineage: Eukaryota; Metazoa; Chordata; Appendicularia; Copelata; Oikopleuridae. The record is from the annotation of a GenBank genome assembly.
AUGGACGUCGGCGGCUUGUCGGACCCUUACGUCAAGAUCACCGUCUACUCUUCUGACAACAAACGACUGAAAAAGAAGAAGACAACCGUCAAGAAAAACACGCUGAACCCUUACUUCAACGAAAGCUUCUCCUUCGAGAUUCCUUUUGAACAAAUUCAGAAAGUCUCAGUUACCAUAACAGUAAACGACUACGACCGAAUGGGCAAAAACGAAGCGAUCGGUAAGCUGACUCUUGGAUGCCACGCUUCCGGUUCAGAAUUGAGACAUUGGAGCGACAUGCUUGCUUCGCCGAGGAGGCCGAUUGCUCAGUGGCAUACGCUUAUGCAAGGAGAAGACUGA